UGGUGCACGUGUAUAUGACACAAAGCCUUAUGGAGGGGGAGACAUGGUCCAGGAGGAGGGGGCAGCUGACUAGUAUUAGACGAGGAGCAGCAGUUACCUGUGUGCCGGCCGCUCAGGCAGGGGAGGACCUCUCCUCCCAAUAUUCCCGGGACAGGAGGAGACACACGAUCAUCCCUGAGGACAUUGUAUCACUGGAGGCUCUUCUAGGGAGCCUUGGGGGGGCACAGGAGCAGGGGCACCUCUCAGUAAUCCGGAUCCCUGCUCUGGUGGGUGUCUCAGACUGGCACAGAAGCCCCUAGAUCUGUCUACUUGGGAACCUUCUCUGUCUGGUGGUCUCCUGGGGCUGAGACACAAGCCUCCAGACUGCACUGCAGGGUCCUAGCUGCCUGCGUUCAGCCCAUCUGGGACUAAGUUGUGUGGUGCACCCAGCCUGCACUGUCCCUGCUGUCAGCUGGAGAAGCCCUGUGCUGUAGAAUGAGUGCCCUACCUCUGCUGACUGCUGAAUGAUGAUGGAGCGAGGACGUGUGCUACGUGCAGGGGACAUGCUGACACUGACAUGGAUAGAGUGCAUCAGCUGGGGAAGUCCAUAAAGAGUGAAGCGAAGCUACCAAGCCAGGACCAGGGUCAGCCCAGAGUGGGAUCUGCAUUACUGGGCGUCAGAAUGGGGGUACAAGGACUUCCACAACUCCCGGUGACGGCCUCCCACCCCCCACCAGAUAUCCACUCUACACUGAACGCAGGUAAUAGGUGCCAUUAUCGGUCACAGCAGGAGAAUUCCAAUGCGGAGGCUUUGUCUGUUGAAGCAGAUCCAGACUCCCUGUUGACCUGCUCUGUUGCGCCGGUCAGACCACGUGUUUUAACUAAUGGGGAGAUACCGAUGGUAAGAGCGGGAGCAAUAGUGAACCGGGAGAUGGUUGGUUCAUUUUCCAGGGAAGUUGAAGGUGGCAGCACUUGCCAAGAUGGGUUGUUGACCAUGAACAGUCGAAGAGAUGGAUUGCUUGUUAAAAGGAAAUGGACUGGAAAUGGGUUAACGGAGAAUGGGGUUAUGGCACUGGAGAGUGGACCGUCUGUAUUCUCUCCUAUGGAGGGCAAGAGAUGGAAAUCUGAGGUACAUCCUGAUACCCAGGCCCAGCAGGAUCCUAGCUGCAGAAGAGAGGCACACCAUACCACAAAUCCUCAGUGGAACAGCACUUCGAUAGUAUCUGACGAAAAAUUGGCCUUAGACUACAUCGUUCCUUGUAUGAUGUAUUAUGGCAUUUGUGUCAAGGACCACUUUUUAGGAGAAACUUUGGGUUCUCGUGUCCUGGAUGAGGUGGAGUUACUCAACCGCAGUGGGAAGUUUAGGGAUGGACAACUUGUCAGCCAGAGAACCAUACCUUCCAAAAAUAUUCGGGGAGAUCAGAUUGCCUGGGUUGAAGGGAAGGAGCCCGGCUGUGAGAACAUUGGAACCCUUAUGUCCAGGAUCGACAAGGUUAUCAUGCACUGCAGCGGGAAACUGGGCAGCCAUAUCAUCAAUGGCAGAACCAAGGCAAUGGUCGCUUGUUAUCCGGGUAAUGGUAUGGGCUAUGUACGACACGUAGAUAAUCCAAACAGGGAUGGACGCUGCUUAACAUGCAUUUACUACCUAAAUCAGAGCUGGGACACAAAGGCCCAUGGGGGACUCCUGCAGAUCUUUCCAGAAGGCCGUUCCGUUGUAGCCAAUAUUGAGCCAUUAUUUGACCGGUUAUUGAUUUUCUGGUCUGAUCGCCGCAAUCCUCAUGAAGUGAAGCCGGCCUACGCCAUGCGUUAUGCCAUCACCGUCUGGUAUUUUGAUGCACAGGAACGAUCGGAGGCCAAAGACAAAUACAGACUAGCCAGUGGACAGAAGGGAAUCCAUGUUCCGGUAUCCCACCCUGGAGCGGUGUGACAGCGGGGUCAGGAGCCUCCUAGUGGUUGUUCUGUAGGAGCCACAAAGAUACGAUCAUCCUGGCAAAAGAUGGGACUCCAGUCACCAGGCAGAACCAGAAUUCUUUCCAACCACCUGGCUGGAAGUUUAGGUGAUUCUCCACCUUCUCAUGACCUGCAUUGGGAAGAACCCCAUCGACACCGGAUCAACCUCUUUCCUGAAAUGUGAAUGAAUAUAUAUAUAUGUGUGUAUAUAUAUAUAUAUCUAUGCGGUGGCACCUAGCAUCUGCAGACAUCAUAGUAUGCAGUCGGACGUUUAAGAAUUGUUGAAUGUUCACUGAAACCUUGCACAUACACGGAGCUGAGGGCCAGAGGUGAAGCAGCGGGGGUCUGCCUAGGGGGCUUCUGCACACUUGUCCUGGCUUGUCAUGACGUCACUGUGACGGGGAAGGAGGGGAGGGGGGGAAGAUACUGAAAUGGGAUAAGCUCCGCUGGGGGGUUUGGUAAACCAUAGAUGUCAGAGACGUUUAGUGAUGAAGAUAUAGUCUUACCCUGAGGGCAAGGUGAAGAUGCAUCAGAUACGAUAAUGAGAGCGAACAAGGGACAAACAAAACAGUCUAGAAAGGGAUAAUAAGGAGCAGGGAGAGAUCAAAGGGCUUCAGAUACUGUUCUCUAUAGGAUAGUAUAUAUAAGAGACGUAUACUGUAAUUGUGUUGUGUACAAAGCCACACGUUUCUCGCUGUGGCUCCUAAAUACUGCCGCCGGAUCUUCACCCUCCUGCUUCCUGCUGCUACAAGCUCUGCUAGUUAAAGGGUUCAUUUUUGGAAAGUUCACAUUUUUUCUUUUUUUUUUUUUU
This is a messenger RNA of Hyla sarda, 2740 nucleotides long. It is a transcript of the gene EGLN2, whose product is annotated as egl-9 family hypoxia inducible factor 2. Gene Ontology annotation, molecular function: ferrous iron binding; peptidyl-proline 4-dioxygenase activity; L-ascorbic acid binding. The coding region runs from base 557 to 1906 and encodes 449 amino acids. Gene Ontology annotation, cellular component: nucleus; cytoplasm. NCBI's taxonomy places the organism in Eukaryota, Metazoa, Chordata, Amphibia, Anura, Hylidae. The record is from RefSeq and is a predicted model, not a curated record. Gene Ontology annotation, biological process: cellular response to hypoxia; peptidyl-proline hydroxylation to 4-hydroxy-L-proline. The transcript has 6 exons.